Molecule: messenger RNA, 1071 nt
Organism: Kuraishia capsulata CBS 1993
Lineage: Eukaryota; Fungi; Ascomycota; Pichiomycetes; Pichiales; Pichiaceae
Exons: 1
Coding region: 1-1071 (356 amino acids)
Source: RefSeq, a predicted model, not a curated record
AUGCCAAAUCCGUAUGACGAAAAGAGCUAUCCUGAUGCGGUAUUUGCAUCGAUGGGGAUGUUUAUAAUUGACGAAAUCCACUUUCCGAACAAGCCAUCGCAGUACAAUGUUAUUGGAGGAGGUGGAACGUUCAGUAUUCUCGGAUCGAGGAUGGUUCUGACGAAGCAGAACUCUCUUAGAGCAGGUUGGAUUCUUGAUAUCGGCAAUGACUUCCCACAGCAAAUGCUUGGAGUGCUUCAAAGCUGGAAUACUGGGGUUAUUAUGAGGUACAACUCGCAGCGUCAAUGUUCUCGUGGUUGGAACAUGUAUGGAGACAACGAUCUCAGAUCGUUUAAGUAUUUGACGCCGAAACUGCGAAUUGACGUUCCUGAUAUAAUAAAGCACAGCAAUUUGUUGCAUUCAAAAUCUUAUCACUUACUUUGCUCUCCUGAAAGGUGUACCGAGAUUCUUGGCAAGCUGCGCCCGUUGAGACCAGAAGAACCAGUGAUAGUGUGGGAGCCUAUUCCGGAUGACUGCAACCCACAGACCUUACCUCGGUGUUUGAACAUCCUCAAAGAGGUGGAUAUACUCUCCCCGAAUGCCCAAGAGGCUGCGGCGUUCUUCGGACUUGAAGAGCCCACAGACCAUUUAUCUAUAGAGACCAUAGCAGAUAGGUUUCUGCCAUAUAUGACCAAGAACAAAAACGCUGGUGUUGUUCUGAGAUGUGGAGCCUUGGGAUGCUUUGCUGUCAGCCGUUCAGGGUUUCGCGAAUGGUUCCCCGCUUACCAUUCGGAUGCUGCCGCAAAUGACUAUAAAGUGAUAGAUCCCACUGGUGGUGGUAACACAUUCAUUGGUGCUCUUGCCACUGCAUACGUUCUUUCCCAAGGGGACUGGAAAGUUUCAUGUGUUGCUGCCAAUAUUGCAAGUGGAGCUGCCAUUGAGCAGAUUGGAAUGCCAGAAUUGGAGGAUGAUACUUGGAAUGGGACCAGCUUCCCAGAUAGGGUGAGGGUGUAUUUAGAUAGACAUCCCGAACUAAGUGCCGGCGCAGACCAAAUUUUGGACAAGCUUGGGACUCAAGGACUCCAGAAUUAA